Messenger RNA from Myotis lucifugus (little brown bat), 3072 nucleotides. RefSeq names its product proline and arginine rich end leucine rich repeat protein (gene PRELP). The coding region runs from base 196 to 1314 and encodes 372 amino acids. Gene Ontology annotation, molecular function: protein binding; heparin binding. Gene Ontology annotation, cellular component: extracellular exosome. Lineage: Eukaryota; Metazoa; Chordata; Mammalia; Chiroptera; Vespertilionidae. The transcript has 3 exons. The record is from RefSeq and is a predicted model, not a curated record.
CUGGUAGAAAAACAGUCAGGCAAACACAAGCACGCUCACACCACCGGGAGGUCAGAACUUCCAGCGGGCUGUCUGCUGCCACAGCUCCACCGCUGGGUGGGGGGAAGCAGAGGGAGCCUUGAGCCUUGAGCUUUGCCGGGGACUCACCCGGAGCUGGGAGCAGAGGCAGGUGUGUGCAGGUGCAUCACCCGGAUCAUGAGGUCAUCUCUCUCCUUGCUCCUCCCACUUCUCCUCAUCUUGGCCUCAGUGACCAAAGGUCAGCCAACAAGACGACCAAAACCCGGGGGCAGGCCCAGGCCCAGGCCGAGGCCCAGGCCCACACCAUCGAAGCCUACCGACCUGCCUCCUCCCCUCCCGCCAGGCCCUCCGUCUCUCUUUCCUGACUGUCCCCGGGAAUGCUACUGCCCCCAUGACUUCCCAUCUGCCCUCUACUGCGACAGCCGCAACCUCAAGAAGGUGCCUGUCAUCCCGCCCCGCAUCCAUUACCUCUAUCUCCAGAACAACUUCAUAACCGAGCUCCCAGUGGAGUCCUUCAAGAACGCCUCGGACCUGCGGUGGGUCAACCUGGACAACAACAAGAUCAGCAAGGUGGACCAGAAGGUGCUGGAGAAGCUACCCAGCCUGGCGUUCCUCUACAUGGAGAAGAACCAGCUGAAGGAGGUGCCCUCCGCCCUGCCCCGGAACCUGGAGCAGCUGAGGCUGAGCCAGAACCAGAUCUCCAAGAUCCCCCCGGGGGUCUUCAGCAAGCUGGAGAACCUGUUGCUCCUGGAUCUCCAGCACAACCAGCUGAACGACAACGUCCUCAAGCCUGACACCUUCCAGGGCCUCAAGAAACUCAUGCAGCUCAACCUGGCCCACAACGAACUGAAGAAGAUGCCCCCCAAGGUCCCCAAAGCCCUUCACCAGCUCUACCUGGACAGCAACCAGAUCGCGACCAUCCCUAACGGAUACUUCAAGGCCUUCCCCAACCUCGCCUUCAUUCGCCUCAACUACAACAAGCUGUCCGACAGGGGGCUCCCCAAGAACUCCUUUAACCUCUCCAACCUGCUGGUGCUCCACCUGUCCCACAACAAGAUCAGCAGCGUGCCUGCCAUUAACAACAAGCUGGAGCACCUGUACCUCAACAACAACCACAUCGAGAAGAUCAACGGGACCCAGAUUUGCCCUUACAACCUGUUCACCUUCCGGGACUUCUCAGAUCUGGAGAACGUGCCACACCUGCGCUACCUGAGGCUGGACGGGAACUACCUGAAGCCGCCCAUCCCGCUGGACCUCAUGAUGUGCUUCCGCCUGCUGCAGUCCGUGGUCAUCUAGGCCUCGCUCUGCCCUGCGUCCUCUCCGAUCGCCCUUGAAGGCUGGUGGCCCAGGCGCCGGGCCCACCACUCAUCUCCUCUGUCUCCCUGUCUUUCUCCCCGCUUUGCCUUUCUCAGCCCACCUUCCUGAGGCGGGACGAGCCACAGCCUCAGGACCGAGACCUCCCAGGCCUUGGGGGGUCCACCCAGCCCAGAGACACCCACUGCAUGCUGACCCUCUGGCCCAGAGCACGGGUGUCUGUUUAAAAAUUUCAUAGUCCCUGCUCGCCCUGCCUCCCCGUCACUCCUGGGUAAGUCUGGGCCUGGACUGACAUCUGGAUCUCGGCCCUGGUGAAGCAAGAAAACGGUCCGGAGUGGCCCAGAGGUGAGGCUCAGGAAGCCCUGCAGGGACUCCUCCUGCGCGGGCAGCUCUGGCCCCAAAGGACCACAGCACCCGGGUCCCAUUGGCCAAGGAUCUGCCUUGCAAAGUGCUGCUCCGCCACCUGUCCGCUGGCAUCAGACAUCGCCACCGGCCCGUGUUCUCCAGAAAGGAAGUGCAGGGCAUGGCCAGGGGAGGGCAGGGGGGGGCAGGUUUCCCGCAAGGGCCUGCACCUGGCCUACUCUUCACCGGGAGGAGCUGGGCCCUCUCUCUCCAGGGUGAACGCAGCUCACACCCUCCUAACGGGGCCUCCUUGUUCCAAGAGGAAGAGCGGGGAGGACCAGUCCAGGAGAAGACUGGCUGGGGAACCAGGAAUCAGCCAGGGGGAGUGGAGUGGGAGUCAGAGCCCUGGGACGUGCCCGUGGGGUGCAAAGGGGUCCUGCAGCCCCCGUGGCCACUCUGAACAAGAGGCCUAAUGCCUGGGGAUCACCGUGUCCCAGUGGAGGGAGCAGAGCCACCACCCCCCUGCCAUCUGUUCUCUAUCAGUGGGGACGACCCAGUCCUUUCCACCCCAGAGAGGUUCCUGAGAAACCCGAGAGAAGGGGCGGGCACCGGAGAUCUUCCAGAAGCUUCUUCCACGUGUGCACAUUGGCCUCCCCCUAAGACAGACACAUCAGUGACACCUGGUGGCUGAUGCGGGACACAGAUGGCCCCUCCUCUUCACCACCCUGGGGGUGAUUUUCCAAGGUCAAGGACUCCCAACUUGAAGAGCCAGGGGCCCUGUGCAUGGUCUCUCUCUCCUCUGGGUCUAAAGGGCACAGAGCUACAGUGGCCCUGAGUUGGGAAUGCGGUGGGGGAGGGGGAGCUCGUUCCAUGAUGGGGGAGCAAUGGUGGGAACCUUGGCGGCCCAGGUGAGGAUGCAGUCUGCUUCCGGUUGCUGUCUGACCUUGCCACGCCUUCCGCUCUCGGCUCCCACAGGCUGUACACCCCGCCAAGGCCCCUCUAGCGCUCACGUUCCAUUCUGCGGCUCCACUUUGGCCCUUGCUCAAUGCAAGGCAAGUCCUCAGCAUUCUCUCCCUCCCUUGCAGUUAUUUAUUCCCUGGACGGACUGUCCCUCCCCCAAAGUUCCCAACCUCCCUGCCUGGCCCAGGUGCAGCUUGGCCGACCUCAAGGGGGCCUGGGCCCCAGGGCUGACUCACCUAGGCCUUCCUCUGACCUGCCUCUAGGGGGUGCUGCCCCUCCACAGUCCCCGAGGGUGUGUGCGGGUGGCUGGCGUGGAUGUUCUAGAAAUGAGUGGUACUCAGUGCCUCCCCUCAAGACAGGUUUAGAAAAGGUCCAGAGAUUUUAAAGAAAUUGUAUUAAGCUAGACCCCUAACUUCAAGAAGUUCCCAUUAGACUCUU